Messenger RNA from Zingiber officinale, 2742 nucleotides. RefSeq names its product protein FAR1-RELATED SEQUENCE 6-like. The transcript is spliced from 7 exons. Gene Ontology annotation, molecular function: zinc ion binding. The coding region runs from base 1 to 2742 and encodes 913 amino acids. Gene Ontology annotation, biological process: regulation of DNA-templated transcription. The record is from RefSeq and is a predicted model, not a curated record. NCBI's taxonomy places the organism in Eukaryota, Viridiplantae, Streptophyta, Magnoliopsida, Zingiberales, Zingiberaceae.
AUGGAGCAAGAACUAUUAAUUGAGGGUGAUGUGCAAGUGUUGGGUGAUUCAUCAAGCUCAAAUACACUUGAUACUCCACAAGUUGGGAUGUAUUUUUCAUCUGAAGAAGAAGUCCGUGCUUUUUACAAAUCAUAUGCCCAAGGUCUUGGUUUUGGUAUUUCAAAGUUGGGUUCCAAAAAAGGAGAUGAUGGCCAGAUAAAAUAUUUUUCAUUCGGAUGCUCUAAAAAUGGUAAGACUGUUCCUAAAGUGAAAUUUUCAUUUUAUCCUAGAGCUUGUAGCAAAACGGAUUGUAAAGCAAAGAUUAAUAUUACAGUUCAUAAUGAUGAAUUAUGUGUCAUUACUAGUAUUCAACUAGAACAUAAUCAUGCAUUAAGUCCAAGGAAGUCAAGACAUUUCAGAUGCAAUAAAGUGUUAGAUUCUCAAACUAAGAGGAAAUUAGAGUUGAAUGAUCAAGCAGGAAUAACUUUGAGUAAAAGUUUUCAAUCAUUUGUUGUUGAAGCUGGUGGUUAUGAAAAUUUGUCGUUUGAUGAGAGAAAGUGUAGAAAUUAUGUGGCUGAAGCACGGAGAUUAAGGCUUGGGAAUGGUAAUGCAGAAGCCUUGAAUAAUUACUUUUGUCGUAUGCAAAGUAGAAAUUCAAAUUUCUUUUAUGUAAUUGAUGUAGAUGAAGAUUCUCACAUCAGAAAUAUAUUUUGGGCUGAUGCAAGAUGUAGGGCUGCAUGUGAUUCUUUUUCUGAUGGUGUUACAUUUGAUACCACAUAUCUUACCAAUAGUUAUGAUAUGCCAUUUGCUCCCUUUGUUGGAGUAAAUCAUCAUGGUGAAUCCAUAUUACUUGGUUGUGGUUUGAUAUCUAAAGAAGAUUCAGAAACUUUCAUUUGGUUAUUUAAAUCAUGGUUGGCAUGCAUGAGAGGAAGAGCUCCACGAGCUAUUAUUACGGAUCAAUGCAAAGCCAUGGAAAUUGCAAUUCUUGAGGUAUUUCCAGACUCUCAUCAUCGUUUAUGUCUUUGGCAUAUUAUGAAAAAACUUCCAGCUAAGUUUAGUAGUCAUGCCAACUAUAAGUUGAUAAAGAGAAACUUGAAGAAUAUUGUUUAUAAUUCUUUGACAUCUAUAGAAUGUGAUAGCAACUGGAAAAAGUUUAUCAAAGAAUUUAACUUGGAGAAAAAUGAUUGGUUGAAUUCUUUAUAUGAAAUUCGUCAUAAGUGGAUGCCUGUGUAUGUGAAAGAUAAAUUUUGGGCAGGAAUGUCGACAAGUCAAAGAAGUGAAAGUAUGAAUGCUUUUUUUGAUGAUUAUGUUCAUUCAAAAACAACUUUGAAGCAGUUUGUUGAACAAUAUGACAAUGCUUUGAAAAGCAAGAUUGAAAAGGAAGAUAAUUCUGAUUUUGCUUCUUUUAAUUCAAUAAUUCCGGUCAUCAGUGGCAAUCCAAUUGAAAAGCAGUUCCAAAGUGUUUACACUAACAAGAUAUUUAAGUUGUUUCAAAAUGAACUACGAGGCUUGAUGUUUUGUAAUACUUCAUUUGUGAAGGAAGAAGGAUCAACAUUGUUUUUUGAGGUGAUGGAAACUGUAUAUGGAAAAGAUGGAACAACUCCAAAAGAGAUUUCCUUUUGGGUACAAUAUAGUGAGUUACAAUGUCAUAUGAAGUGUUUGUGUCAUCUCUUUGAGUUUCGUGGAAUUGUUUGUAGACAUUUGAUGUCUGUUCUGGUAAAAAGAAAAGUCACUACAGUUCUAGAACAUUAUAUUUUAGAACGAUGGCGUAAAGACAUUAAACAUGAAUAUCAAGGAAUCACUAAUAUUUAUGAUGAUUCUUGUCAGCAUGCAGAGGAAAGACGAAGAUAUAAUAACCUUCAACCAUUGUUACAGGAAGUGGGACAACUUGGGUCAAAAAAUGAUGAGAGGUGCUUUGUUUUAAAAGAGGCAAAAAAAAGAUUUAUGGAUACCAACAUUGGUGAUUCAUUGGAUGGUGAUCAUCAUAGCAACAUAAUACAUGAGGAAUCAAGAAAUGAGAGCAAAAAGUUUCACAGUCCACUGAAAGGUUCUACAAUUGAUAGAAAGCAAGAUGAGUUAUCAAACAUUGAACAAAUUGAUAAAUUUUCAGAGAGUCAGAGAUUGUUUAGAUUGGAUAAAGAACUGUUGGUUCCUAAUGAUAUUAUUCAGACAAUGGAGAGAACAAGGUCUUUUGAGAAGCCUAUUGAUUUGUUACAAAUGCAUGCUGAUUUGUUCAAGGAAGGCGAGAGUGCAAAGAUGAAUUUUGAGAUUAAUGAUUAUCCAGGAUAUGGAGAUGAAGAUGCUUCCUUCGCUAACCAAUCUGCAGUGGAGUCGGCACAGCGUGGACAAUGGGAUGCUUUCACGCUCCGCUCCUUCUGGAGAUUUUUCCCCAAUAUCCAGGAUACUCUUGUAGAACCAUCAUCGGACUCAUUGAGCGGCCGAUUAUGCUCACCUAUCACUCUCGCUGUCUCUUAUAAUGCCCUGAAAGGAGGAGAGGAAGCGUCUGUGCUGUGCCUGAGGAUACCUGCUCUUGGCGGAGAACAACAGGCCAGUUCCCUUUCAGGCAGCUCUUGUGAGAAAGUCGUGAUACAAAGGAAUUGGGUUCCACAUUACUUUUGGAAAUUGACCCACAUCGAUUUUACUAGUGAGCUGUUUCUAAGAACAUGUAGGAUGUCUUCAUCAUGGUCCUUGCAAAAUCUACAAAGACCAUUGUCUGUUAAGUUGCUUUUGACCUUUUGCAUCCCUGUUAGCAAUCCAUCAUGA